This is a messenger RNA of Anopheles maculipalpis, 1239 nucleotides long. RefSeq lists its product as uncharacterized. Gene Ontology annotation, biological process: sensory perception of taste. Bases 1 to 1239 code for a protein of 412 amino acids. The transcript is spliced from 4 exons. Gene Ontology annotation, cellular component: neuronal cell body; axon; dendrite. NCBI's taxonomy places the organism in Eukaryota, Metazoa, Arthropoda, Insecta, Diptera, Culicidae. The record is from RefSeq and is a predicted model, not a curated record.
AUGUCUCGUAUGCAAACGGAAAAUCGUGCCUAUUUUAAAACCCUACUGGUGCACACCUUUCGGGACGUGAUGCUUCUCUCGCAGUGGUGCUGCACAGCUCCGUAUCCAUUGGAUCCGUACCAACGCACUACACGCUACCGACAAACGAUCAUUAAGAAACUGCGCCGCGUUGUAUCCGUCGUUCUGCUCGCUGUCCUCUUUACUGCACCCUUCAUGCUGUACUUUCUCGAUUCCGGACAGAUCUACGUGUACAGUAUACCGCUAUCAAUCAAACUGAUGUACUACGUACAAACUGCAAUACAAACCAGCUCAAUGGCAUACGUUCUGCUAGUAUACCAAUUCCGGACCAAUAUUCAUCGUUUCUACUUUGACCGGCUCGUGUGCGUGUUGGAAGAGUUCGGACGGCCGGACAUUGACGCUCGUUUACGUACACUGCGUCGAAACGUCCGUCGAACGCUACCAGCCAUUCUGCUGUACAUCGUCCUUACACUUGCGUCAUACAUUCUGCGCGAACAAUCAUGGACAGCAGUGCUAAAGAUUGUGAUUUUUCUAGCUGCACAAAUGAUGUCGACAAGCUUUACGCUUCUGUACGUUACCGUGCUAGGAACAGUGUCCAUACUGUUGCGCCAAAUGAAUGACACACUAGAAAGCAUUCUUGGCGGUGUAGCAACAAAUGGAAAAACGAUAAAUAAGCCCAUAUCGCUCAUCGCCAAACCCGUGCACCUGACGCGAGAUGACGAACGGACGGUGGAAAAGAUACGCCACCUGCAGCUUAAACUUCUACAAAUAGUACUGCGUAUCAAUGGUGGAGAGUAUGGUCAGCUGUUGAUUAUGAUUCUGCUGGCCACAUUUAUUUUCCUCAACACUGAGCUGCUGCAGCUGUAUCAAGGCAUUAAAGCGGGAGCAUUUUCGUACGCCGUGAUCGGUUCGAAGUUGCUCAAUUCUGCGUACAAGAUCGGUAUGCUGUUUUUGUUUGCCUAUCCGAACCGAAUGAUUCAAACUCAGAACAUACGUGGCCUUAAGGUGCUGUAUGAGCUCAACAAGCCGGGAAACGAUCCUCGAUGUAUUGAUAUUACGAAUCGCUUCUUAUCGCAGACAUCGCUUUUUCUCGAAAAGGCACAUGAAGUUUAUGGCAUGAUUUCUAUCGAUAUGACGUUGAUCUUGAGUGUCGUUGGAGGGUUGACUAAUAUUCUCGUAGUACUGGUCCAGUUCGCCGAUGCAAAGCCUGCACCCACCUAA